Aspergillus brunneoviolaceus CBS 621.78 is the source of this 1647-nucleotide messenger RNA. RefSeq names its product putative amino acid transporter. The record is from RefSeq and is a predicted model, not a curated record. Gene Ontology annotation, molecular function: amino acid transmembrane transporter activity. The coding region runs from base 1 to 1647 and encodes 548 amino acids. Lineage: Eukaryota; Fungi; Ascomycota; Eurotiomycetes; Eurotiales; Aspergillaceae. The transcript is spliced from 12 exons. Gene Ontology annotation, biological process: amino acid transmembrane transport. Gene Ontology annotation, cellular component: vacuolar membrane.
AUGCACGGCUCCGGCAACAUCUACCUCGACUCCAGCAUCUCCUUCGAGAAUUACCUGUUCUGGGCCAAGCGCUCCCGCGAGUUCGAGAAGCACAUCCGCACCGACAACCAAGGCUUUCAGCAGUUGUGGAAUGUGAUGCUGGGGCGCGCGUCCAAGGAGACGGCCUCACCGGCCCCGCGGAUUGUGGAUUCGACGACCGAAAAGCAGAAGGGUCCCUACGGCAUUACUGAGACGGAGUGGGAGCUGGCGCAGCGGGCCGCGAGAACGGCGACUUGGGGCUCGAUCUUCUAUCUGAUUACCACCGAUAUCCUGGGUCCGACGAACGUGCCUUGGGCGAUCAGUGAAAUGGGCUAUGGGCCUGGUUUUGCGCUGUACACGGUCUUCGGUAUCAUGGCAUACUAUUCCGGAAUGCAGCUGUGGAAGAUCUUCAACGGUCUCGACUCAACCCGCUAUCCCAUGCGCAACUACGGCGAUGUUGCGUUCCGGAUCUUCGGCCCCGUUGCUCGCAUUGGCGUCAACAUUCUUCAGAGCUUCCAGUUCUUCCUGAACGUGACCUUGCUGAUUGUCAGCAACGGCCAGGGGUUGGGUCAAAUGGCUGCCGGAGUACAUGGCACGGGAAAACUAUGCUUCAUCGUGUGUGAGGUCAUCUUCAUGCUCCUCGGCUUCAUUCUAGGACAGAUUCGGACUUUGCAGCGCCUGUCGUGGCUAUCGAACCUGGCCAUCUGGAUGAACUUUACUGUGAUUCUCAUCACUAUGGGCGUGGUCUACGUAUACCCCCCCACCGACAGUGUCGCCAGCUCUACCAACCUCAAUCCCGAGCCCAUUCGGACCAGCGCCAACUGGCCGGCGGACGGGACUCUAUACACUCGGAUGACGGCGGUGAUGAACUGUGUCUUCGCCUACGGUGGAGCCACCCUCUUCAACGAGCUGAUGGCCGAGAUGCGGCGCCCAUUCGAUUUCUGGAAAGGUUUCAUCUGCGCCGAGGUCUUCAUCUACGUGUGCUACCUCGUGGAGGGCAUGGUCGUGUACAACGCGCAGGGACAGUAUACCUUCAACCCGGCGUAUCAGGGAAUCCCCGACUCCGCUUACAGCUACCAAACCGGCUGUAACGCCCUCUCGCUCAUCUCGGGCGUUAUCGCAGCUCUGCUGUACGGCAACAUCGGCAUCAAAGUCUUCUACGCCUCGGUCCUGCGCGACGUCUUCCACUUCCCGCCGCUGGAUCACCGCACCGGCAAACUGAUCUGGAUUGCUCUUGUCCCGAUCUACUGGUGCCUCGCCUGGAUCGUCGCCGCCGCCAUCCCGCAGAUCAGCAACCUCACCUCCUUCGUCGGUGCUCUCUGCAUCCUCCAGUUCUCCUAUACCUUCCCGCCGAUGCUCCUCGUCGGGUUCAACGUGCAGAAGGACGCCAUCCUGCCCGAGGAGACCUUCGACCCCCACACGGGCGAGACCCGGCGCGUGGAUUCCGGCUGGAAGCGCUGGGUUCGCGGGUACCGUCAGCAGUUCGCCCGGAAUACCUUUGAUGUGCUGUACUCGUUGGCCGCGUUGGGCACGGCCGGGCUGGGGCUCUGGGCGUCGAUCGUGGCGAUGGAGGCGGAUUUCAAGAGCUCGGCGUUGACGCCGUUCACGUGCACGAACCCGGCGGGUUAG